AUGACUCCAAAUAUUCCUCCUACCACUGAACCGGUGAUUAAACUUGUAUUAUUGUUUUCUAAUGCUUUAGCUUUAGGAGAUUUUACUGGAGUUGGAGAUGCUGCAGGUGUUUUUGCUGUAGCUGGUGCUUUUCCAUUUGAUGGUGCUUUACCGUCAGGUCCUUUACCUGGUGCUUUACCUGGUGCUGGUGCUUUACCGUCAGCUGGUGCUUUACCAUCAGCUGGCGCUUUACCAUCUUCUGGUGCUUUACCAUCUUCCGGUGCUGGUGCUUUACCGUCGGCUGGUGCUUUACCAUCUUCUGGUGCUGGUGCUUUACCGUCGGAUGGUGCUUUACCAUCUUCUGGUGCUGGUGCUUUACCAUCGGCUGGUACUGGUGCUUUACCGUCAGAUGGUGCUUUACCAUCUUCCGGUGCUAGUGCUUUACCGUCGGAUGGUGCUUUACCAUCUUCUGGUGCUGGUGCUUUACCGUCGGAUGGUGCUUUACCAUCUCCUGGUGCUUUACCAUCUCCUGGUGCUUUACCAUCUUCUGGUGCUUUACCAUCUCCUGGUGCUUUACCAUCUUCUGGUGGUAAUUCUUGA
This is a messenger RNA of Funneliformis caledonium, 579 nucleotides long. The record is from the annotation of a GenBank genome assembly. Lineage: Eukaryota; Fungi; Glomeromycota; Glomeromycetes; Glomerales; Glomeraceae.